GGGCUCGUGCGCCGUCUCCCGUGCAGGGCCUGCGCAACGUCCUCGGUGGACUGAUCCUCGCUAAUACGAUUGUAUCUCAUCUCCACUUGUAUUUAGCUAGCUAGCUAGCUUGGUUAACGCUACAGUGUACAACGGAGUUCGGGGAAUCGUUACUAACUAUCGGAGGGUGAACUGGCUUGUUACGUCUGUUGCUGCUGUCGGUGGAUACUCCUACUGUCUUGCAUCUGAAGAGGUCAAUGCAAUACAAAACACAAUAAACAGAGACUGCUAUAUUUUAAAAUGUCGGCGUUUUCCGAGGCCGCUUUAGAAAAGAAACUCUCGGAGCUCAGCAAUUCGCAGCAAAGCGUUCAGACACUGUCGUUAUGGCUAAUCCACCACAGAAAACACUCGAAAACCAUCGUUACGGUUUGGUACAACGAGCUGAAAAAAGCCAAGGUGGCGCGCAAGCUGACCUUCCUGUACCUGGCCAAUGAUGUCAUCCAGAACAGCAAGAGAAAAGGGCCGGAGUUCACAGAUGACUUUGCGCCUGUCAUUGUAGAUGCUUUCAAACACGUGUCCAGUGAGUGUGAAGGGGACUGCAAGAAACAGCUGGGUCGGGUUCUGACCAUCUGGCAGGAGAGGGCAGUGUAUGAAAAUGAGCUGCUGGACAAGCUGGCACAGGUCCUGCACGGUGAGAAGAAGCCUAAGAAGCGGCCCUAUGAAGAGAUCCAGCUGGACCACGGCGACUUCCCCUGUCAGAGUUCACCAGAGGAGCCCCCACAGACGUCGGAGCUGAUCCGGGCCCUGCAGGAGCUGGAGAACGCAGCGUCUGGAGACGCCACAGUGCGGCAGCGCAUCUCCUCCCUGCCCCCCGAGGUCCUGGACACCUCGCUGCUGACCCGCAUCACCGACAAGGAGUCUGGGGAGCGGCUGUCACGGCUAGUGGAGGAGGCGUGUCUGCUGCUGGCGGACUACAGCGGCCGAUUGGCUGCGGAGAUUGACGACCGAAGACAGCUGACACGCACGCUCGCCUCGUUCCUGCAGAGCCAGCGCGACGGCCUAGCUGAGAAAGAGCAGAAGCUGGAAGAGUACAAGCACAAGCUGGCGCGGGUGUCGCAGGUGCGGAAGGAGCUCCGCUCUCGUUUGAGCAGCCUGCCGGACCUCUCCCUGCUGCCCAGCGUGACCGGCGGCCGCCUGAACCUGCCCUCCUCCGGGGACCAGUACACCUCCGACUGACAGGUCUCCGUGCGUCACCGCCCAGCGUCAAACUCCCACCGAGCUCCUUUCAUGGAGGGCCGGGUCGGAAGUGAAGUCCACUGCAGGAAUGGGGACUUCAUCUCCCACCACCAGCCGAGAGAAAACAUUGCCUGUUGAACUCACCCCCUCUCUCUGAUUGGCUCUCCCUAACCAUGCAGUCUUUAUCUUGUCCCUGUUCUUUCUCUGCCCAUCACGUUCUAUCCUUCCUUUGUCUUUGACAUGACCCACAACUCCGCAGCAUCCAUUACACCCCCCAGUUCCUCCUUGCAUUUGAAUCUAAAGUGGAGUAGAAACAUUAGAAGAAAAAUACAUUAAAAAUGUACUAUUUAAGUCAGUGCAGUGCCGCAUACAUUCAAUAUUCAGUUGCAGUAUUUUAUUAUAAAUGUUGCUUUAGAAUUACUGUGAUCUGAUUCAUCACUGUAUGUAUAUGUGUGUUAUCCAGAUAUUAUAUAAUUGGGUAAUUCCUUCACCCCUCGAGUAUCACUGAAUACAAGCAACUUUAUUUUUACCUCGAAUUGGAACAUUUUGAAUGGGUUGAAAAUGUUUUAUCCACAAGGCCUUUGUGUAUUAAAGAUGAAGGUGAAAUUUUAGACAGCACUGACUCCUUUUUCCACUGCAGUUGAUGGCGGGGGGAAACAACCUUCCACUGGAAAAUACUGACCUACAUUGCAAAAAUUAUUUAUAUUAUGUAAACCUUAACCAAGUUGUUUGUUAUUAGUCAAUUGAAAGUUAAACUGAUGAAUACAUGUAGCAAUUGACCAAAAUAGUCCAUACAUUAAUCAAGCUUUAUUAUUUUUGUAAAAAAUAAAAAAAAAAAGUAAAUAUACAGCUGGUCAUAACCAGUUUUUUUACGGAAACUAGUGAAUAAAAAAAAGUAUUGAACUCAUAGUUGGUAGCCCAUGGUGUUCACCUAAUGGUUUCAGCUUUUUUUCCUGCAAGUUUGUAUUAAAGCAUAAAUGUUUGUGUGGACUCACUGUAUUAAUUUACACUCUACUUAUAAACUCUCACCACUGUUGUACAGUAGCCAGUCUUGCUAUGUUCUGUUACACUUAACAAACUCAUAGUCUUUGGGACAUGCUAAUUUGUGGCAUUCAUUUGCAAACUGUUAUUUCAAAAUGUAAUGUGUGGAUUUAUCAGAAAAAAUAGAGCUAUUCUGGAA
This is a messenger RNA of Anguilla rostrata (American eel), 2395 nucleotides long. Its product is annotated as regulation of nuclear pre-mRNA domain-containing protein 1A-like. Bases 280 to 1215 code for a protein of 311 amino acids. Gene Ontology annotation, biological process: mRNA 3'-end processing. Gene Ontology annotation, molecular function: RNA polymerase II complex binding. NCBI's taxonomy places the organism in Eukaryota, Metazoa, Chordata, Actinopteri, Anguilliformes, Anguillidae. The record is from RefSeq and is a predicted model, not a curated record. The transcript has 7 exons.